AUGGCCUGCAGCGGCUCGAUUCAUUUGCAGUUCCAAUUUUCUGACGGCUCGUUGUGCCACCCUUUCUUGUUACCUAAUCCUGAGUCCUUAUUAGAUGCAUUAGCGAUUACUUAUGCCCAAAAUAUUGUGAAACUUGGACCCCAUAACAACCUUGAUGCGAAAGCCGCUACUUCUAUGACACUUGUAGACAUACCAAGCCUAAGCGACUUCUCUUCUUUUGGGCUUGGGCUCAGUGGCAUCAUUAUGAUUGUUUUCGCUUUGUUGAACCAGUUUAACGAGAACAUCAAGGUCGUUCACGUUGGCUAAUCCAUUGGACGCUACGCUGCUAAUUGUUGUAGAACAGAGUAACUAGUAGGCUUUUGAGGUUAGCUUUGCAUUUGAGUUCUCAACUUUGAAUAAACAUAGGAUAGUCGAUCAAAAGGAAAGUAUUUUGCAUUUUUCACGGUUGUAAAAUACUUUGGAG
Molecule: messenger RNA, 463 nt
Organism: Mycotypha africana
Lineage: Eukaryota; Fungi; Mucoromycota; Mucoromycetes; Mucorales; Mycotyphaceae
Exons: 3
Coding region: 1-306 (101 amino acids)
Source: RefSeq, a predicted model, not a curated record